UUGCGCGGGCGGCUGCGCGGCUGCGCGCGGGGUCGGUAGCGUCGGGCGGCAGUGGCGGCGCAGACCUGGCCCCGCGCCCCGGCGCCCCCGCUGCGGCCCGAGCGGCCUGGCUGAGGAUCCGUGCGUAGUGAUGGCGCGGCCGCCCAGGCAGCGCCCCGGGGCCUGGACGCUGCUGCUUUGGCUGCUGCUGGCGGGGCCCGCCACCUGCGCCGCUAGCCCGGCGGACGACGGCGCGGGCCCGGGGGGCCGGGGACCCCGAGGCCGCGCACGGGGGGACGCGGUCGCCAACGAGGCGGUCUCGCGCCACGACUCCUCCUACGGCACCUUCGCGGGGGAGUUCUACGAUCUGCGCUACCUGGCGGAGGAGGGUUACCCUUUCCCUACUGCUCCUCCUGUGGAUCCAUUUGCCAAAAUCAAAGUGGAUGAUUGUGGAAAAACUAAAGGAUGCUUUAGAUAUGGCAAACCGGGCUGUAAUGCAGAGACCUGUGACUACUUCCUUAGCUAUCGGAUGAUAGGGGCUGAUGUGGAGUUUGAGCUGAGUGCAGACACAGAUGGUUGGGUAGCAGUUGGAUUCUCUUCAGACAAGAAAAUGGGUGGUGACGAUGUCAUGGCCUGCGUCCAUGAUGACAACGGCAGGGUCCGCAUACAGCACUUCUAUAACGUAGGCCAGUGGGCAAAGGAGAUCCAGAGAAAUCCUGCCAGAGAUGAAGAAGGAAUUUUUGAGAACAAUCGGGUCACCUGCAGAUUUAAACGCCCUGUGAAUGUUCCCAGAGAUGAAACAAUUGUUGAUCUGCAUUUGAGUUGGUAUUAUCUGUUUGCCUGGGGUCCAGCCAUUCAGGGCUCUAUCACCCGACACGACAUAGACUCACCACCGACUUCAGAGCGUGUUGUUAGUAUUUACAAAUAUGAAGACAUUUUUAUGCCGUCCGCUGCCUAUCAGACCUUCUCCUCUCCGUUUUGUUUGCUCCUCAUUGUUGCCCUGACCUUCUACUUAUUGAUGGGAACCCCUUAACCACAGCUGCAAAGCCAACAAAUUAAAUGGAUUAGAAAGUCUUUACUAUAAAUGUAUUUUUAAAUAAUAUGCAGUAUAAUUUUAGCUUCUAUUAUUUAAAAAACACUCACAUGAUUUCAGCUUUUUGGGAGAAAGGACAAGCUUCUUUUCUAAUCAAAGAGGAUUGUUUAGUGAUGACUCCUUACUUUUGGAAAGUACUUAAAACUUUUCUAAGCACUUUCAAAUGUUCUCUCAUUUGAACAUUCACAUCAUUGAGUUGGGAUGAGGAAAAUUAUUACUGCCAUCUGAAUGGGAUUUGAGACCCAGGAAAGCUGCUGUUUCGUGACCCAAAUGCCAUGUAGCCUUCACUACUUGUUAGAUAAUACAGAGCAAGUCAGGGAAAGAGCUAGGCAUAGAGGUCAUGUUUCUAAGCAACCUUUACUCUUUCAACCACAGCUCAAGAGACUGACUUGGACUAUUACGAAAAAGAACUUCCCUGGGUGGCCCUAGUUCAGAGGCAGCCAUUCAGGCAGAAGAACUUUCAAAUUCCCAUAAAUGCUUUUGGAUAUUUAUACAGCUGAUUACAGGGAGAUUACAAUAAUAGGAAAAUGGUUCAUAUUUAUUUGAACUUUCUUCUCAGUUAGUGAGUAGCUCUAAGAAAACAUUUUUAUUACUGUUUGUAAAGGUUAGAAACAUAACUGUGAGUGUUCCUGAAUAUGUAAAAUUAUAUUAAUGCUAAAAAAUAUGAGCAUUUUUAGCAGUUAGACUAUAGACUCUUCUACCACUAUGUUUUGAUAAAUUAAGGUAUUCAUUUGCUGUUACAGCUAUUUCUAUUGUCAGAGUCCACAUACACAAAGUAUGAAUAAAUAUUAUAAUAGGCAAAUCAUCUUAAUAAAAAUCUAAGGCAUUUUGAUAAUAAAUUAACAUUUUUGAAGAUUGUUUUGAGUGGAAACUUUAAAGACAAGAUUGUUUAUUUUAAUUAGAGAAUGGGAAAUGACCUGCAAAGGGAAUUCGCCUAGAAUAUCCAUUCACAAUGUUCAGACUUAUAAAUUGGCCUGUCAGUAAGCAUAAUUUAUAAUAAUACCUUGACUCAGUGCAUUUCCUUUUUUCAAAAGAACCCAGUUGUUUCUUUGUUCCAAAUGUCUGUGCCAACAGCCCAUUUAGAGGAAAGGAGUCUGAGUGUAGUUAAACUGCUGAACUCCAUUGCACAGUUCUGGAGUCCUCUGACUUGCCCCUGUUGCUUUAAAGUUGGAUCCAAUUUUGUGGUUUUGUGAUUAAACAACUCUGAUGACUGAUUUCUCAUACCAUCCUCAAAAUUCAUGGCAGGGUGAAAGUCUGCCUGUGGGAAGAGCCUUCAAAGUCUUCUGGAGCUGCACAAAAACAAGGAAAACAUCUAGAUUCUGUGACAUUGUGCAGUUUACCAAGCACAUCCAAGGAA
Messenger RNA from Manis javanica (Malayan pangolin), 2429 nucleotides. It is a transcript of the gene FRRS1L, whose product is annotated as ferric chelate reductase 1 like. Lineage: Eukaryota; Metazoa; Chordata; Mammalia; Pholidota; Manidae. The record is from RefSeq and is a predicted model, not a curated record. Gene Ontology annotation, biological process: regulation of postsynaptic membrane neurotransmitter receptor levels; regulation of glutamate receptor signaling pathway.